This is a messenger RNA of Lottia gigantea (owl limpet), 500 nucleotides long. RefSeq lists its product as hypothetical. The transcript has 4 exons. The coding region runs from base 81 to 500 and encodes 139 amino acids. Gene Ontology annotation, cellular component: Derlin-1 retrotranslocation complex; Derlin-1-VIMP complex; endoplasmic reticulum membrane. The record is from RefSeq and is a predicted model, not a curated record. Gene Ontology annotation, biological process: retrograde protein transport, ER to cytosol; endoplasmic reticulum unfolded protein response. NCBI's taxonomy places the organism in Eukaryota, Metazoa, Mollusca, Gastropoda, Lottiidae.
CCGCUGACGUGCUAAAUUUUGUUUUGUUGUCAAUAAAUUGAUUAUUUGGGUGCAGAUUGUGAGAAUUUUUGUAAACAAGAAUGGCUGAAACGGGGCAAGCUCCCCCUAUACAGAAUCAGACCCCAGAAUCUGUACAAUCGGCGAUCUCAUCAGUUUUUGGAACUUUACAAGAAUAUGGUUGGUUUAUUCUAAUUGGACUAGUAGCGUUAAUCUACAUCAAACAGAAAUUCCUUGACCCAAAAAUACAGCAAUUUACUAGUCAACGAGAAGAGAGAAAUGAAUACAAAAAAUAUGAUAGUGAUGCAGCACAAGAAAGAGUUGAGGCAAUGGAGAGAGCCAGAAAGAAAUUGCAGGAUAAAUUCAAUCAAGAAGCUGCUGUGUUUGCAGAAGAACAAAAAAAAAGUAAUAAACCAUAUUUCUUUACAAUAUCAGCCACCAAGGGUUGUGAUAAGGAGGAAGGAUCGAUCCUAAAUGCUCUCAAUGGUAAUUUGGGAUGGUGA